Molecule: messenger RNA, 1325 nt
Organism: Moneuplotes crassus
Lineage: Eukaryota; Ciliophora; Spirotrichea; Euplotida; Euplotidae
Source: the annotation of a GenBank genome assembly
UUCAAAUCUUCUAAAAAAUGUUGUGCUGAUUUGGCAAGAGUAAGAAGACUCUAAAACGAACUAUGUCACCAUAUAAAGUUCGCAGAAGGUCUGAAAUAAACCACAUUAUUGAAAGAGAUUCUGGAGAGCAGCCCCGGAUUAAGAAAAUUGUUAUUAAUCCUAACCAAAAAAUUGUUGACAACCGUAAUGGGAACGGAAAUCUAAACUUUGAGCAGACUGAGAAUCCUGGGUUUCAGUCCGAAUUUAAUCUGAAUAGAGAUAAGACAAAUAAACAUAUUAAGAAUAAGAAGAAAAGUAGAAGAAAGCUGAACAAGAAUAAAAAGAAGAGGUCUAAAAAGCCCAAGGAAGAUACGAAGAAGGAAGUCAUGGCACUUGACUUAGAACAGAAUGGUAUUUUAGAUCUUCAAAAUUUCAAAUCUCAAGAAAUAAAUGAAGCAAGCUUAAAUGAUAUCUACAUUCAAAUGCAACCUCUCAAGAGUCCAUCAAAAAGAAAGCUCUUACAAGACUCUCCCUCAUCUAAAUCCCCUAAUCCCAAACAUAAACAUCUAAAGCAACGUCUAAGUCAGCAAACAUACUCUGAUUGAGACAUUUCCCUCUCUGAUGGCAAAGGUCCUUCUGAACUAAUGAAUGAUGAUCUAAACGGUUCUGAUUUAAAUUUUAUUGAGAGUCAAUCGAAUGUCACUGGGAAUGAGAUAUUAAUAACUCCACCUUUCUUGAAAGCAGAGAAACCAGCCAUUGUAGACCAAUCUAUAGAUGAGAUAGAAGAGGAAUGAGAUGAAAAAUCCAAGCUCGUUCUUUCAGUUAAAAGUAUCCAGCUGUCAGAGACUCAAGAGUUUAACGAGAAUAUUAAUAAAAAUGAACUCAAAAAUAAAUUAGAUCUGAAGAUAAACUCCAGAGCAACUAUGACCUCGAAUAAGUACUGGCGAUCGGAGAAGGAAUCAGCAGCAUCAGAAGUUUCAUUUAAUUCAGAAAUUUCAUCAGUUAUGGUGAGCUCAUACCGCAAAAGUGCUUUUUAUGAACCCUUCUUCGCAACAAUGAGGCCAAUAGAGAUUGAUGAUAAUGAUGUAUCCGUUGAAAACAAGAUGAGAGUCUUAACUCCAACCAGAUCAGUCGAUAAUUUCGAAAUUAUUUCGAAAUUUGAUUCAAAAUCUCGGUGAAAUAGCCUUGUGGAAGUAAAUCCCUCCGAUACCGUGAAUAAAAGAAUCGGGUUUAUGAUAAACAUGAAUAUGAACACAACUAAUGAUGCUACUUCUCAAAUAGAAGAAAAGUCAGUUAGGCUAAGUGCACAUAUGCCAGGAAACAUGAUGCAACCGAAGAAUAGAUAA